Asterias rubens (European starfish) is the source of this 1615-nucleotide messenger RNA. RefSeq names its product iodotyrosine deiodinase 1-like. The coding region runs from base 76 to 936 and encodes 286 amino acids. The record is from RefSeq and is a predicted model, not a curated record. The transcript has 3 exons. Lineage: Eukaryota; Metazoa; Echinodermata; Asteroidea; Forcipulatida; Asteriidae. Gene Ontology annotation, molecular function: oxidoreductase activity.
UAAGGAGGGCGCGCUAUGCAAAAUUCAUGCGCUGAAAACCUUUAGCUAAAAAAAUAGUCGUCGCUGUCCAUUACCAUGACUUCGUUUGAUUAUAGUGCACCAUUUUUUACAACGUAUUGGCUCCAAAUCAUCUUGUUUGGGGUAUGUUUCCUCCUCGGUGUAGCCUUCAAAAGCAAACGACCAUAUCAUAACAGAAGUGAAGACCGAACUGGCAGGAAAGAUUCAACGGUUGAGAGUUACCCAACCCCUGGCACUUCCCAGCAUGACGACGAUGCUCCACACAUACCGUACUCGUUCAAAGCGUAUCCCGGGGAGGAAAUGGUCCGUCGAUCGGGUUGUUUCUACGGUGAGAUGAACAAAAGGCGCUCGGUAAGAGAUAUCUGUAAUAAGCAAGUGCCGUUGGAAGUCAUCGAGAACUGCAUAAGAACUGCAGGCACAAGUCCAAGCGGGGCCCACAUGCAACCGUGGACCUUUGCCGUGGUCAGUAAUCCAGACAUUAAGCUAGAGAUGCGUAACAUCAUCGAAGACGAGGAGAGAAUCAACUAUGAGAAAAGGAUGAGCAGUCAAUGGCUAGGAGACCUCGCAAAAUUCAAAACGACAUGGAGUAAGCCUUAUCUGACUGAAGCCCCUUACGUUAUCGUCGUCUUCAAGAAGCUGUAUGGGAUAAGUGAAGAUGGAGAGAGGCAGACGUUCUACUAUCAAGAGAUUAGUGCAUCUAUUGCUACUGGUUUCUUACUUGCUGCAUUAAAUAAUGCUGGAUUGGUGACUGUUACAACCACGCCCAUGAACGCUGGGCCACGCCUUCGGGAUCUACUCAACAGGCCAGUCAGCGAAAAGGUCCUGGUGUUGUUACCUGUUGGCUUCCCAUCCCCAGACGCUAUGGUACCAGACCUUAGACGGAAACCUCUCGGCGAAAUCAUGUCACUCCUGGAUUAGUCACUGCAGACACCUCACUAGACUCAUAGACUGGUACCCUGUCUUUAUCUGCAAGUAUAGAGGCAGGCACUGGGUUACAAACCCAGUGACUUCAUUGGACACAAUAAUUUUACAAGCUGAAAUUUGAACCAACACUUUCCGUAUCUGCAUUUUGAUUGGUCUGAGUUGAUGUUUGUCAGCUGCACUUUCGUCAUCUGCAGCUGCUUACAUGUGUGGAGGCAUAGUGUAUACAUACAAACUUGUUUUAUGUAUACAUGUACGUACGAUGUGACUGUGACUCUCCGUGUGAAUGAAUGCGAGGUCAAAGGUGCUUUUGGAAGGGGAUUGACGUAUGCUCAAGGCUGGUAUCUGGCUUAAUUCACAAGCCUCGAAGUGUGGCGUCAGAUGUUCAGGCUAGUACCGGACAUGUUCAAUCACAAUGUGGUUUUCCAUCCAUUGAAAUAUUAAUUGUCAUGCUGAAUACUUUCCCUUAUGUGAGUUUUAGUACUUCUUUGUUGUUUAUGGACACCAAGUGUCACUGAUUACUGUUUAAAUCAUCUUGGACCACCUAAAAUAUUUGUUAAGAUAAUAAUCAUUGUAUAAAAGUCUUAAUAGCGCAGCCGCACGUACCAAACAAGGUACUCAAGACGUUGAGUAUAUACAAACUUUCAGAAAGAUAGGUUAUUGCAGUGAUGUAUUC